AUGACGAAGGUGAAGCCCCCAGAAAACCAAAAGAAGUCCCCCAGCAAUGUUCUGGAAGCUAUAAAGAUCCAGGCCUGGUGGCGUGGGACACUGGUGCGCCGAACGCUGCUGCAUGCAGCCCUCAGGGCCUGGGUCAUUCAGUGCUGGUGGCGGCUGAUGCUGGCAAGGCUUCUGGAGAAGAGGCGGCAGGCUGCGCUGGAGAGCUUUACACGGAAGGAGUGGGCGGCAGUCAGGCUGCAGUCCUGGGUCCGCAUGUGGCGCAUCCGCAGGCGCUACUGUCAUGUGCUCAAAGCUGCCCGCAUCAUCCAGGCCUACUGGCGGUGUUACUCCUGUGCUUCCCGGGGUUCCAUCAAGGGCCACUACAGAGUCAUAGCCAACCAAGUGCAUCUCAAACUGGAGUUCUUUCUGGGCUCAGGGCCUUGCAUUAUGACAGAGCGUCUUCUCCUCCCAAUAAAGGAGUGA
Trichechus manatus latirostris (Florida manatee) is the source of this 462-nucleotide messenger RNA. RefSeq names its product IQ domain-containing protein F1. NCBI's taxonomy places the organism in Eukaryota, Metazoa, Chordata, Mammalia, Sirenia, Trichechidae. The transcript has 2 exons. The coding region runs from base 1 to 462 and encodes 153 amino acids. Gene Ontology annotation, molecular function: calmodulin binding. The record is from RefSeq and is a predicted model, not a curated record.